GUGGGAAUGAGAGGUGUCGGUAUGGACGCCCUAUCCCCUAGAGAUGUUAACGCCCAGGCGAGACCGAGAGCCCAUGAGCUAAAGUCCAAGGCAGCUGCUGGGCUUAAGGCUUCCAAGGACAAAGACCACCCGCCGCCGCCGCCGAACCAUGUCAACGAACCCCCCAGCUCCGAUCGCAAAGAGGGCGCCAUCUACCAGGUCGGCAAGCCACUAGGAAAGGGCGGCUUCGCUAUCUGCUACGACGGCAAGCUGAUCGGAAGCUCCAAGCGAUAUGCCCUCAAGAUUGUCAAGGCCCAGAUGGCCUCCAAGAUGGAACAGAAAUUCCAGACCGAACUCCAGAUCCACUCCAAAAUGCGACACCCCAACAUCGUCCAGUUCCACCGCGCCUUUACAUUCGAAAACUGCACAUAUCUUGUUCUCGAACUGUGCUCCAAUGGCUCUCUGAUGGACAUGGUCAAGCGCCGUAAGGGUCUUACAGAACCAGAAGUGCGCUUCUACACCGUACAGAUUUCCGGCGCCAUCAAGUACAUGCACGCCAAGGGUAUCAUUCAUCGCGACCUCAAGAUGGGCAACAUCUUCCUCGACAAGUACAUGAACGCCAAGAUCGGAGACUUUGGUUUGGCUGCCUUGCUCCUGACCGGCAAGGACAUGCAGAUUAUGAGGAGGACGACACUAUGCGGAACACCCAACUACAUUGCGCCGGAGAUUCUCGAGAAGGGAAAGAAGGGCCAUGACCACAUGGUGGACAUUUGGAGUCUGGGUAUCAUCGUCUAUGCCAUGCUCACCUCGAAACCACCUUUCCAGUCUUCGACGACCGACGAAAUCUACCGCCGCGCGAGAGAACGUGACUACGAAUGGCCAUCGCCCGACGCCACACAAAAGUUCUACAGCCUGGAGGCUAAGGAUCUUGUUGCAAGCAUGCUGCAAGACGCAGAUAUGAGACCGGAUCCUGACACUAUUGUCUCUCAUCCCUUUUUUACCUCUGGCUACAUGCCCGUCCCUUCCGACAUUUCGUCCAGACUCCGAGAGUCCCCACCACAGAACCCUGCCUUCUACGAUCCUCUGUCCGGUCCCCGAGCGGAAGCAGACAACCUCCGCAAUGUGCAAGAGAUGUGCAAGGAGUGCAGUGUUGGUCCAUGGUGCACGCAGCAGUUUGUCUUCAAGAACAUUUGGCGAGAGAUGGCAGAGGAGGAGGCAAACGGCCUUACCCCUGUUAUUCCGCUCGCCGAGGGUAUCGUCUACAGGCCCUAUGACGAGAUCAAGACCGAGGCAAGACGUCGGGCUCGUCUAUUACAGCAGCAGCAAGCCGAACAGCAAGCCUCCAAGGUGACAUCGUCACAACAACCGCAGAAACGCGUUCCGCUGGCGGACAUAGGCGGAAGCAGAAUGGAGGGAGUAAUACAUUCACAACCUCAAAAGCCGGUUGUGGAUGACCUGAGCAACAGUCUCGCCCAGGCGAGCAUCGCCAACAGGGGCACCACAGGACUUCUCCGUGCACCACCUCAGAGCUUUGCGGCUCAACAAAGGGCCCAAGGCAGGCCUCUCGCUACAGUCAGGUCGCAAACGGUUCCAGAGCCGGCUCUCCGAAGUGCUAGCUCUACCUCGGUUCGCACCCGCUCUAGCAGGCGGGAAGUGCCAGAGAGUGCUGAUCCACUAGGAUCUCAGCCAAUCCGACCGACAACUCGUAGCUCUCGCAGCUACCCAACAACCAGAAGCCAGGCGACAGCGUUGCCAACUGAGGAGCCCGCUCCUGCCCAGAGGAGUGCGCCGACCUCGACAACGCAAAAGCCACAGGAAGACAAGCUGAGUCUCUUCAGUCCAGCCGAGUAUCAAGAGGCAGUACCAGGGACGCAGCCCGACAUUGUUCUCGAGAGGUUGCGCAGGCUACAAGCAGAGCUGGAAAGAGCGCUCAACGCUCGCUCAAUGGCUCUUGUGUCCUCCAGGGACAAGACCCCAUCGCCUCCUCACAUUGUUGUCAAGUGGGUUGACUACACCAACAAGUUUGGUCUGGGCUAUAUCUUGAACGACGGCAGUGUCGGCUGCAUUCUCCGCAGUAUCCCUACCCAGGAAGGUAGUCGAAACGGUUUGCUACCACCUGCUUGUGUGCUUGUUCAUGGUGCUGAACGUCAUUGCCAGCGCAGAGACGAUCCUAGGUACCCAGACAGGCACCAAAUCCUGCCCCAAAAUGAGGGCGUAUACUUCUACGAAAACAACGGCGAGGACGGCAUCAACCGUGUUCGUGUCUCGCCCCAGAACUUCCAUAUCCCGGUCAACCCCGAUGGCACUACGGGUAAGCUUACGGCGGGCAAGGAUAUCUACGAUCACCGCAAGAGGGAGCGCAUUGUGUUAUGGAAGAAGUUUGCCAACUACAUGAUUCAGUAUGGUCGAGAGUCGGACAACCAGGAUGAUGCGCCAAUUCGGAUGCCAACUAUCACGGACCCGACGGUUGCGCCAAGUGAUGUUGUGACCUUUUACCAGAGGUUUGGUGACGUUGGUUGCUGGAUGUUUUGCGAUGGUCAUUUCCAGUUCAACUUCCCCGACCACACCAAAAUUGUCCUCGACUCCACCGGCACAUUCUGCCACUUCUGGCACCUCCCCGAGUCCGCCGCCACCCACCUCUCCAUAACUGGCUCCCUCUCCGAAUCUGCUCUCGACGAGCGUUCCGUCCUCUCCUACCCCCUACAGACCCUCCUCAACUUCUCCUCCCCUUCCCGCUCCACCAUUACCAGUACCUCUACCUCCCGUCGUCGCCCCGAAAUCCCCGCUUCGUUGCAGAACAUCCCUGCCGCUAACCACUUCCGCGAGAAGAUCACGUUCAUCCGUGACGUGAUACGGGAGUGGUCGGCCAACGGAGGUCUCGGAAACAGUGACAUGUCCAGGGAGAAAAGGAUGAGGUGGACGGGAUGCAGGGAGACGAGGAAUGUUACGGGCCCGAUGAAGCAUGUUUGGGUUACGAUUGGAGCGAGGUGGGGUGAUUCGAGGUUGAGUGCGUAUGUGGAUCCGAGGAGGCCUGAAGAGUUGGGGGAGGAGGUUGAUGAGACUGCGAGGAAGAGGUGAAGCGCAUAAUAGGGGGUAAAGGGUGAUGGUGAGAGAGGAGGAGGAGGGUGGCUUAUGUGUUCAAGGGGAAAUAAGGAGAUGGCAUUAUACCCACGACGACGCGACGUACGUAUGAAUUCAUGCAUGCCGCAUUUCAUUGGGCGUAUCUUUACUUUUAUAGGGAGGCGUUGUUUUUUUCUCUUCUUCUUUUCCUAUCACUAUCUAGUUCUAGGUAUGGGCGGAGGUUUCAUUGUCGGAAUAGCUUGUACCGGACUACUGGUUGGUGGUAUGGAAGUGGCAUCGCGUAAGGAAGUCAGCGUUGGGCCUGUGAGCCUGUCUGAAUCUUCGAGUGUUUGUAGAAAGGUACGAUGUACAUAUCAUGAUUUAUUCAACUCUUUCUCCCAGCUCUUUUCUUUCUUGAGAAGUAG
Molecule: messenger RNA, 3464 nt
Organism: Neurospora tetraspora
Lineage: Eukaryota; Fungi; Ascomycota; Sordariomycetes; Sordariales; Sordariaceae
Exons: 2
Coding region: 7-3057 (1016 amino acids)
Biological process (GO): protein phosphorylation; mitotic spindle organization
Cellular component (GO): cytoplasm; spindle pole; kinetochore
Molecular function (GO): protein binding; ATP binding; protein serine/threonine kinase activity
Source: RefSeq, a predicted model, not a curated record